UGGCUCAUAGCAGCGCCUGCGACCCCUUUAAUCGCAGCGAGUGGAAGCGUCGCCUCCUCUCUCGGCCGCGACGGCGGUCGUGCCCGCGGUGGGCCGUCGCGACGCUCGUGACGCUUCGACUGACGUUCAAGGCGCCGCCCUACGCCAAGACGCCGCCGCUCCCCCUGCGAACGACCCGACAGUCGCCGGGCACCCAUCGGUGAGCGCGCCGUCGUAAUUCAAAAUUUGGCGGGGAGGGUGGGGUGGGGGGCGCUUUGUUGUUGUUCCUUCCAGAAGAAAAUUAAAGCGUGAUGGUGACAGUGCGCCCGUCUCCGCUCUUCCUCGUCACCGCUGGCGGAAGUGCCCUAGGAUGCCUCGUCUCGCCUCGUGGCAGCUGUCAGAGCAAAGCACCCCACCAUCUCCACCCCUACCGUGUGCCGUCAAUACCGGGCAAAUUACUUCUGUCGGGAGCACCUUCGCCAGCAACGCCGGGCGAUAGACCGCGACUGCCAGUCCAAGAUUCGAUGAGAUCCGACGCAUUCCCGAUCGGCUGGCUACUGCCACGGUAAAUGUGGAAUUUCUACUCUGCCCGAGUACAGGACCACCGAGACUGACCAUGUUGCUAACUGGCCGUCGAUGUUGUUAUUCCAGAAAAUUCGAAGUGAAGUUGGUGGAUUACGCAGACGUGGAACGGUCACGGGGACACGACGCCUGUGCCAACCCCCGCGGGCAUCACGGCGGUGCCAACCCCUGGGGGCACCACGGCGGUGCCAACCCCUGGGGGCACCACGGCGGUGCCAACCCCUGGGGGCACCACGGCGGUGCCAACCCCUGGGGGCACCACGGCGGUGCCAACCCCUGGGGGCACCACGGCGGUGCCAACUCCCGCGGGCACCACGGCGGUGCCAACCCCUGGGGGCACCACGGCGGUGCCAACUCCCGCGGGCACCACGGCGGUGCCAACCCCUGGGGGCACCACGGCGGUGCCAACUCCCGCGGGCACCACGGCGGUGCCAACCCCCGUGGGCAGUCGUUGGUGCUCAGCGGCAUUGGCAGCACGAACCGCGGCUCCAUUCUCUGUAAAGUGCACGGUCGCUGAGCACAGAGGCUCAACAUCGCAAGCGGCCAGCAAUAAACAGCACGAGCGACGGUGCAAUGGACGAGAGUGUAACAUGGGCUUCUGGAAUUGAGCGAGGUUAGUUCGUGGAGGAACUGUGGAAGAGAGGCGAUCUGAUAUAUUGCCACACUGGUCCAUUGCGGACUUUGCAUGAGCGUCACUCACUCCUCCACCACCCUUGUGGAGGACUCGGUCUACCAGGGACUCGGUCGUAUCCACACGGUGUUCACAACACACUUACCUACUCACUCACCCACUCAC
Messenger RNA from Petromyzon marinus (sea lamprey), 1357 nucleotides. NCBI's taxonomy places the organism in Eukaryota, Metazoa, Chordata, Hyperoartia, Petromyzontiformes, Petromyzontidae. The record is from RefSeq and is a predicted model, not a curated record.